CUCGCGAUCUUGGAAGCUCUGGGAGCUUUCCAGAACGGUCCGGAGCUACGGGAGCUUGACACCACUACUAUAUAAUCUUCCCCGGAUGAUGCGUGUUUCAUAUCCUAGCUACCUAUAAUCCCAUUGCAAUACUGUCUCAGAGAUUGCGAUCACAGAAGCGAACUACGACCAUGGCUUCGAGAUUACAGCUUGGUCGGGGCCGUCUCAUCCGGCCAUCGACUGUAGCGUCACCGAGUCGACUAUCUAUCACGCAGAGACCUCGUUUCCCAGCGGCCCUUGCGUCUCGACUUCUUCCGUACCAAAGAACAGUUCUUCCGUCGGUAUCGUCUGUCCGCCACUAUGCAAAUGGCAGACCGCAUCCUCCAGGAGGUACCCAUCGGAUGAAUAUGUCCGGAGAGCAGGAGAAACCGGCGUUGGAACAAUAUGGUGUGGACCUUACAGCGAAGGCUAAAGCGGGCAAACUCGAUCCCGUCAUUGGAAGAGACGCAGAGAUUCAUCGAACAAUUCAAGUCCUGUCGCGACGAACGAAGAAUAAUCCCGUCUUGAUCGGUGCUGCCGGUACCGGUAAAACGGCUAUCCUGGAAGGAUUGGCGCAGCGAAUCGUACAAGGGGAUGUCCCCGAGAGUAUCAAGAACAAGCGUGUUGUCGCAUUAGACUUGGGUUCACUCAUCGCGGGUGCGAAAUUCAGAGGAGAUUUCGAGGAGCGUUUAAAGGCAGUGUUGAAGGAGGUUGAAGAUGCCCAAGGCGGCGUUAUUCUCUUCAUCGAUGAGCUUCAUACUCUUCUUGGAUUGGGGAAGGCAGAAGGCAGCAUCGAUGCUAGCAACCUGCUGAAGCCGGCUCUGUCGAGAGGAGAGCUUCAAUGCUGUGGUGCCACGACCUUGAAUGAAUAUCGACUGAUCGAAAAGGAUGUUGCUCUGGCCCGCCGAUUCCAACCCAUCCAAGUCGGCGAACCGUCUGUGGCAGCAACGAUUUCCAUCCUGCGAGGUAUCAAGAACAAGUAUGAAGUCCAUCAUGGAGUGAGAAUCACCGACGCAGCGCUCGUAGCUGCAGCGACGUACAGUAACCGUUAUAUCACCGAUCGUUUCUUGCCAGAUAAAGCUAUCGACCUAGUCGACGAGGCUGCUUCAGCCCUCCGUUUGCAACAGGAAUCGAAACCAGAUGCGAUCCAGGAACUGGACCGUGAGAUCACAACUAUUCAGAUCGAGCUGGAGUCACUUCGCAAAGAAACAGAUGUUACCAGUAGGGAGCGCAGAGAAAAGUUACAGGAGGCAUUGAAGCAGAAGCAAGAAGAGGUCGGGAAAUUGAUGGAGGUCUGGAACAAGGAGAAAGCGGAGAUUGAAGAAAUCAAACGGACGAAGGAGGAGCUCGAGCGAGCUAGAUUCGAACUAGAGCAAGCCCAGAGAGAAGGCAACUUUGCCAAGGCAGGAGAGCUGCGGUACUCUACAAUUCCAAGCCUGGAAAAGAAGCUGCCGCAAGAGGGCUCUGAAGUUCAGACCACCACUGAUGGAAGCCAAACACUCAUCCAUGAUUCGGUCACCCCUGACGAUAUCGCCGCCGUCGUGUCUCGGACCACCGGCAUCCCCGUCAAUAAGCUGAUGGCUGGUGAGGUUGAGAAAUUGAUCCACAUGGAGGAUACAUUGAGACAGUCUAUUCGCGGCCAAGACGAGGCUCUUUCUGCUGUCGCUAACGCCGUGCGCAUGCAGAGGGCUGGUCUCAGCGGCGAGAACAAGCCUCUCGCGUCGUUCAUGUUCCUUGGCCCGACUGGAGUUGGAAAGACAGAGCUUUGCAAGAAGAUGGCUGGUUUCCUCUUUUCAACAGAAUCAGCAGUGCUGAGAUUCGAUAUGAGCGAGUUCCAGGAGAAGCAUACCGUUAGUCGUCUGAUCGGGUCGCCAGCAGGUUAUGUAGGCUACGACGAUGCCGGUCAGCUUACGGAAGCGGUGCGACGCAAACCCUAUGCUGUGCUCCUUUUCGAUGAAUUCGAGAAGGCUCAUCGUGACAUUUCUGCGCUCCUCCUGCAGGUCCUCGACGAAGGAUUCCUCACAGAUGCUCAGGGACAUAAGGUGGAUUUCCGAAACACCAUUAUUGUCUUGACCUCUAACCUGGGGGCCGAUAUCCUCGUUGGUGCCGAUCCGUUGCACUCUUACAAGGACUCGGACUCCGGCGAGGUCUCACCUGAGAUCAAGAAGGCCGUGAUGGAUGUAGUGCAGGCAUCCUAUCCUCCAGAGUUCCUCAAUCGUAUCGAUGAGUUUAUCGUCUUCAAGAGACUUUCUAAGGAUGCACUGAGGGACAUCGUCGAUAUCAGACUAAAGGAGCUUCAGUCUCGGCUUGACGACCGACGGAUGACGCUGAAGGUUGACGACGAGAUCAAGGAUUGGCUUUGCGAGAAAGGGUACGAUCCCAAAUAUGGUGCUCGUCCGCUUAACCGCCUUAUUGCAAAGGAGAUUGGAAACAGACUGGCCGACAAGAUCAUCCGGGGAGAGGUGGUCUCUGGGCAGACUGCCCAUGUCACUUUCAACACUGAUAAGUCAGGGCUGGAGGUCACAGCAGAAGCAUAAGAAAUAGCUAUUGGUGAUCAUCUAGGAGUGCAUCAUCUUGUUUCAUUUGAUUAGCAAGCAUUGGCGCAUGUGUCUAGGUCAUGGGCAUUUCUGGUGGCAUUAUAUCGUUGGGAAUACGGCAUUGUGUAAUGUAGACUUAAUGAUCUGAUGAAACAAUGUAUUAUAUAGCAUCUUCUCUCAAUAUGACUCCUUUAAUAUAUGAUCGAAGCAUCCA
Paecilomyces variotii is the source of this 2769-nucleotide messenger RNA. RefSeq names its product P-loop containing nucleoside triphosphate hydrolase protein. Lineage: Eukaryota; Fungi; Ascomycota; Eurotiomycetes; Eurotiales; Thermoascaceae. The transcript has a single exon. The record is from RefSeq and is a predicted model, not a curated record. Gene Ontology annotation, cellular component: mitochondrial matrix; cytoplasm. Gene Ontology annotation, molecular function: ATP hydrolysis activity; ATP binding. The coding region runs from base 171 to 2555 and encodes 794 amino acids. Gene Ontology annotation, biological process: cellular response to heat.